Microthlaspi erraticum is the source of this 252-nucleotide messenger RNA. The record is from the annotation of a GenBank genome assembly. NCBI's taxonomy places the organism in Eukaryota, Viridiplantae, Streptophyta, Magnoliopsida, Brassicales, Brassicaceae.
AUGAAUGAGUCAGACGACCAAGAGGAAGGAAACAACACAGCCGCGAGAGACAUAGCGCUGGGCGAGCAGCUCGAUCAUCCUCCAAAUCGCAACAGUGUGCAAAACCAAACCAUCGAUGGUUUACCUAAGGAGCUGGAGCAAAUAAAUAGAGAAGUGAUGGGAGAUUUCAAUUCCAACCCAGCUCUACUUACCAAUCGAAAUCCUAUUCAUCCACCACUUCCUGGAGGAAGAAGCUAUGAGAUUUUGCCAUAG